UGUCCAUACCAAGGCCCGCUCUUCCCUCCGCCGCGGAAUCCGCUGUCGACGUCAGCAAUCCAGGGCGCACAAGAGAGCUUCGCUGCGCAGCUCGAGGAUGCCCUCAAUGGCGCCGACGAAUUGGGCUCUUCGCUUCUCCUGAACGAAACCUUCUUCUCCAUAAGCGUCUUCUCCAGCACCUCCUCUUUGUUCACCUACCACCACGUUGCUGCCCCAUCGGAGGUUGCAGACGAAGGCCUGACGUCCAAAACUCUCGAUGGUGAUUCCAUCUACCGCAUCGGAAGCGUGUCGAAGCUGCUCACCUUGUACACCCUCCUUGUCGCCCAAGGCGAUGUCGAUUGGAACCAGCCCAUCACCAAAUUUGUGCCUGAGCUCUCGGACGGCGAGACCGACGACGAACUUCGGAGUAUCCAAUGGGAGGACGUCACCAUCGGGGCGCUGGCUACCCAUCUUGCCGGGAUAUCGCGCAUGAACGCCUGGGGAGACCAGGUUUUCGAGAACAGCUCCACGCUGGAAGCCGCUGGGCUGCCAAGCACGUACGAUGAGAACGACAUUCCGACAUGCGGCCUCGGUUUGCUACCAAACCCUCCGAAGCAGAUCCAGGGUCUUAACAAGUUGGGUCCGUUCAUGCCGCCGUUCCAGACGCCCGUUUACUCGAACGAUGGGUACAUGGUCCUUGCAUGGGCCUUGGAGAACAUGACGGGCGAGCCCCUUACCGAGACUUUUCGCCGAGAGAUCGUCGACCCAUUGAAGCUCUCGCAUACCACCUUCGAGACCCCUAUCGACACGUCGAAUGCAGUGGUUCCUGGAGGCCUUGUCGAUGCCGCAUCGACCUCCGGGUGGGGCGUGGACCUUCAGGACAACAACCCGGCCGGAAGCGCCUAUUCGACGACCAACGAUGUAACGGCAAUUGGCCAGUCGAUCUUGCAGUCCAGCCUUCUCUCAAAGGCCCUCACCCGCCGAUGGCUAAAGCCCCACGCUCGUACUUCGGAUGACACCCAGGCAGUCGGAGCACCGUGGGAAAUAGCGUCAAUGCGAAUUCCGCUUUCGGAUGGCAAGGCAGAAAACACCUCGACGACUCGAGUCGAUCUGUACACGAAAGGCGGAGACAUUAUUGCGUACAGCAGCUACCUUGUGCUUGAGCCCGACCGGGACUUUGGCUUUGUUGUUCUCGGCGCCGGACUUCCGUCGGCGGGGAACCAGAUAAGAUAUCUUAGCGAUCUGGCCGCGCGCACGUGGGUUUCAGCGCUGGAGGCUGCGGCGCGCGAAGAGGCAACGGCGGCGUACGCGGGGGAUUUCGCGUCGGACGACUCUGCCAUGUCCAUCGUGGUUGAGGAUGGCAAGCCGGGGCUGCUGGUGGCCGAGUGGGUGAGCCAUGGCGUCGACGUGCUGGCGGCGGCGGGAGCGGGUGCAAGCGUGCGCCUGUACCCCACGGGGCUGGCACGAGGCAACAAGUACGCUUUCCGCGCCAUCACCGAGGCCCUUCCAGCAUCGUGGCUGGGCGGUCCCAUCGACACAGCCUGCGUCUCGUGGGCGCUGGGCGACCGGGCGCAGGUUGCCAGCCGGAUGAUUGAUGACUUCGUGAUUGAGCUGGACGACGAGGGUCGGGCGGUUAGCGUCGAGCCGCGGGCGUAUAGGGAGACGCUGUUGAGG
This is a messenger RNA of Aplosporella prunicola CBS 121167, 1653 nucleotides long. RefSeq lists its product as uncharacterized. NCBI's taxonomy places the organism in Eukaryota, Fungi, Ascomycota, Dothideomycetes, Botryosphaeriales, Aplosporellaceae. The record is from RefSeq and is a predicted model, not a curated record. The annotation marks the transcript as partial. The transcript has 4 exons.